Molecule: messenger RNA, 838 nt
Organism: Drosophila montana
Lineage: Eukaryota; Metazoa; Arthropoda; Insecta; Diptera; Drosophilidae
Exons: 1
Coding region: 38-718 (226 amino acids)
Source: RefSeq, a predicted model, not a curated record
UAAAUAAAAAAAAAAAAAACAACAAUCGCUGAACAAAAUGAUGGGAGAUGCAGUGCGGCAGGGUGAGGUGAGCAGAGCGGUUUGUCCGCUGGGCGACUGCCAGGCUCUGCUGGGACAGUCCGAGUUGCUGCGCCACCUGUUCAGCGAGCACCUAGUGGAAACGCCUACGAAGGCGGCUAAUUUUGGGCUGCGCAUGCGCAAGGUGCGAACUGGGGAGUGCACCUUGCUGCUGAUGGUGCAUCAGCAGCUGGUUGCUGGCCACGAUCAUUGCCUGGGAGUGUUAAACUGGACGGGUGAUGGCAGUCGAAACCUGUCGCCGCCCCAGCUCAAUCUGCCGCUGUGCCAUCGAUCAUUGUGCAGCUGUUUGCCAGUGUUGGUAAUGGUCUGCAAGACCACAUGGCCGGGACUGCUCUUGAAUUCCGAACAGUUUGAUAAUGAUGGCUCCAGCAUGGGCUAUCUGUAUGUGUUCUGGCUUGUGGCACCCGCGACACAGCGCCCCGUCUGCGCCACGCUGGGCUUCCUCAACCGGGAGCUGCAAUGUGGGCUGCGCGUUUGUCGCCAGCUGCGCAAUUUUGCCACCCGCAUGCACAUCAAUCAGUUCCUGCUGGGCGCGGAUAGGCACUAUCUGACGUUGAGCGAGAGUCAGAUGGAUCAGAUGUGCAGCCCCAACGAGGGUGGUUCCUUUCUCGAGGUGGUCAUUGUAGACGGCGGCUAUUAGCCAGAAUUGAAAUGAAAUGGAACGAACGAAACCUGGAAAACUUUUGCUUUGCACGCAUUUGAAUAUUUGUAAAUUUAUGCAAAUUACAUUUGAUUAUAAAAGAUGAAAACAACAAAAAAC